AUGGCAGGGUCCAUGACCUGGGACUGUUCUGGGUUGUCACAGCAACAGGCAGCACCGUGUCAAUGCCUCAAUGCUCUAGCCAUCAGCGCCUGGUGCUGGCCCCUGCUUGUGGCUGUGGGCCCAACAGAGGGACUCCAGAGUGUCAACUGGCAGACAGCCUCCAACCGGCAGGCACAUCACACAGACAGGUUCAACAGCCAGGAUCUCAUCGUACGGAGAGGCCAACCCUUCCAUGUGUCAUUGACCUUAUACCGAGGUCUCAGCUCUGGAGGAAGACUGACAUUCACAGCUUCCACAGGGCCUUACCCCUCAGAGUCGGCCAAGACAAAGGCUGUGUUUCCACUCUCCAAUGGGACAAGCAGCAGCGACUGGGGUGCACAACUUGUGUCCAACAGGGACAAUGUUCUGAACAUCUCCAUCCUUAGUCCUGCAAAUGCGCCCAUUGGAAGGUACACGCUAGACAUGCAGAUCUCCUCCCAGGGCAGUGAUUCCACGCUGAAAGUUGGGACAUUCAUACUGCUCUUUAACCCCUGGUUGCAAGCUGAUGGUGUCUUUAUGAGUAACCAUGCUGAGAGAGAGGAAUAUGUUCAGGAAGAUGCUGGCAUCAUCUUUGUGGGAAGCACAAAUCGAAUUGGCAUGAUUGGCUGGAACUAUGGACAGUUUGAAGAAGGCAUUCUGAACAUUUGCCUGUCAGUCCUGGAUAACAGUCUGAAUUUUCGCCGUGACCCUGCUACGGAUGUGGCCCGCAGAAACGACCCCAUAUAUAUUGGCCGGGUGCUGAGUGCAAUGGUCAAUAGCAAUGAUGACAAUGGCGUGCUUGCUGGGAACUGGAGUGGUAGCUACACUGGUGGCCGGGACCCUAGGAACUGGAAUGGCAGCGUGGAGAUCCUCAAGGAGUGGCAAAGAUCUGGCUUCAGGCCUGUCCGAUACGGCCAGUGCUGGGUCUUUGCUGGAACCCUCAACACAGUGUUGCGAUGUUUGGGAAUUCCCUCCCGAGUGAUCACCAACUUCAACUCAGCUCAUGACACAGACCGAAACCUCAGCGUGGAUGUCUACUACGACCCCUUGGGACGGCCCAUAGACAAAGGCAGUGAUAGUGUGUGGAAUUUCCACGUCUGGAAUGAAGCCUGGUUUGUGCGGCCUGACCUGGGCCCUUCGUACAAUGGAUGGCAGGUUCUGGACGCCACCCCUCAGGAGAGAAGCCAAGGGGUGUUCCAGUGCGGCCCUGCUUCAGUGAUCGCUAUCCGAGAGGGUAACGUGGACUGGGACUUCGACAUGCCCUUCAUCUUUGCGGAGGUCAAUGCUGACCGCAUCACAUGGAUCUACGAGUCAAAUGGUGCCUUGAAGAAGAAUUCCUCAGACACUCACAGCGUUGGCAAAUACAUCAGUACCAAGGCGGUGGGCAGCAACUCUCGCAUGGAUGUCACCGAAAAGUACAAGUAUCCAGAAGGUUCCAGCCAGGAAAGACAAGUAUUUGAAAAGGCUUUGGGGAAGCUUAAACCCAGAGCAUCAUUUAGCGCAACAUCUGCAAGCAGACUGGCAAGAGAGGAACGGGAGCCUAGCAUAUCUGGGAGGUUCAAGAUCACUGGUGUACUGGAAGUGGGCAAAGAAGUCAACCUGAUCCUAAUGCUCAAAAACCUAACAAGUGAUACCAAGACAGUGACGGUGAAUAUGACAGCCUGGACCAUCGUCUAUAACGGCACACUUGUACACGAGGUGUGGAAGGACUCUGUCACUAAAUCCCUGAAUCCCGAAGAAGAAAUAGAGCACCCUGUAAAGAUCACAUAUGCUCAAUACGAGAAGUACCUGAAGGCGGACAACAUGAUCCGGACCACAGCCGUGUGCCAGGUCACCGACGAGCCUGAGGUGGUGGUGGAGAGGGAUGUCAUCCUGGACAACCCCACCCUGACCCUCGAGGUGCUGGACGAGGCCCGGGUGCAAAAGCCCGUGAACGUGCAGAUGCUCUUUUCCAACCCACUGGAUGAGCCGGUGAAGGACUGCGUGCUGAUGGUGGAGGGCAGCGGCCUGCUCCUGGGCAGCCUCAAGAUUGACGUGCCAGCCCUGCGCCCUAAAGAGCGGUCCCGUGUGCGUUUUGAGAUCCUGCCCACCCGGAGUGGCACCAAACAGCUGCUUGCCAACUUCUCCUGCAACAAGUUCCCCGCGAUCAAGGCCAUGCUGUCUGUUGAUGUGGCUGAGUGA
Messenger RNA from Rangifer tarandus platyrhynchus (Svalbard reindeer), 2199 nucleotides. The record is from the annotation of a GenBank genome assembly. NCBI's taxonomy places the organism in Eukaryota, Metazoa, Chordata, Mammalia, Artiodactyla, Cervidae.